Nycticebus coucang (slow loris) is the source of this 2750-nucleotide messenger RNA. RefSeq names its product transmembrane protein 130 (gene TMEM130). The transcript has 8 exons. The coding region runs from base 250 to 1557 and encodes 435 amino acids. Lineage: Eukaryota; Metazoa; Chordata; Mammalia; Primates; Lorisidae. The record is from RefSeq and is a predicted model, not a curated record.
GCCGUGGGGAGGACGCGGAGAGGUAUGCGGGGAGGGACGAGCACCGAGUGGUUGGCGCGGGCCGGGGUCGCGCGGCAGGCCGUGGGCGGCGACGGUGGCGCGCAGAGACAGAGCGUCCCAAGACGAAGACGAGCGAGCGCGGCGUCCGCACCUCCCGCGCAGCCUGAGCCGAGCGCCUGGAGCAGCUGCUGAGAUCGAGCCGCGUUCCCUCCGCGUCCGCUCGGCGCUGCUCCAGCUCCCGGCCCCGCCAUGGCUCCGGCAUGGUGGUCGCGCCUCAGCCGCAUCCUCUGGCUUGCCUGCCUUUUGCCCUUAGCCCCGGCUAGGGUGGCCGCAGGACCGUAUGAACUCAAUAUCACCACUGAUGGCCCCACCACCACGGCUGCAGAGGUAACCAUCUCGGCUAGCCUGGUAGCCAAGGAGAACGGCAGCCUGGCCCUACGUGGUGAUACCCACCUCUACCACUUCCACUGGAUCCACACCCCGUUGAGGCUCACUAGCAAGACGGAGAAGGAUCUCAGCUCGACCAUCCAUGUGGUCAGCAGCAUGCCCGGGGACUUCCCGGUCUCCGUCUGGGUGACUGCUGCUGACUGCUGGAUGUGCCAGCCUGUGGCCAGGGGCUCUGUGAUCCUCCCUAUCACAGAGUUCCUCGUGGGGAACCUUGUGGUCACCCAGAAUACCUCCCUGCCCUGGCCCAGCUCCUACCUCACCAAGACUAUCCUUAAAGUCUCUUUCCUCCUCCACGACCCAAGCAACUUCUUCAAGACCGCCUCAUUCCUCUAUAGCUGGGACUUCGGAGAUGGGACCCAGAUGGUGACCGAAGACUCAGUGGUCUAUUACAACUAUUCCAUCAUUGGAACCUUCACUGUGAAGCUCAAAGUGGUGGCUGAGUGGGAGCAGGCAGAGCCAGACUCUGCCAAGGGUGUCUUGCAGAAGACGGGUGACUUCUCUGCCUCGCUAAAGCUUCAGGAAACUCUUCGAGGCAUCCAAGUCUUGGGGCCUACCCUAAUUCAGACCUUCCAAAAGAUGACAGUGACCUUGAACUUCUUGGGGAGCCCCCCUCUGACCGUGUGCUGGCGUCUCAAGCCUGAGUGCCUCCCGCUGGAGGAAGGGGAAUGCCAUCCUGUGUCUGUGGCCAGUACAGCUUACAACCUGACCCACAUCUUCAGGGAUCCAGGGGACUAUUGCUUUAGCAUCCGGGCGGAGAAUGUCAUCAGCAAGUCACAUCAAUACCACAGGAUCCAAGUGUGGCCCUCCAGCAUCCAACCCGCUGUCUUUGCCUUCCCAUGUGCCACACUUAUCACUGUGAUGCUGGCCUUCAUCAUGUACAUGACCCUGCGGAAUGCAACUCAGCAGAAGGACAUGGUGGAGGUGGCUGAUUUUGACUUUUCCCCCAUGUCUGACAAGAACCCGGAGCCUCCCUCUGGGGUCAGGUGCUGCUGCCAGAUGUGCUGUGGGCCCUUCUUGCUGGAGACUCCAUCCGAGUACCUGGAAAUUGUCCGCGAGAACCAUGGGCUGCUCCCGCCCCUCUACAAAUCUGUUAAAACUUAUACUGUGUGAGCACUCCAUUCCCCAUCUCAGCGUUAAGUGAUUGCCUACUUAGAGCUUUGGGCAGGGUGGGGGCACCUCUGACCAGGAAGGAUUCAUGUGCCAGGGGCUGUUGGCCCUGGUUGGCCGACCACCUGUACAGUCCAUCCAGUGUCACAAGCCCCUCUGUGUCACACCCACAGCCAUUUGGCCAUCUCUAUAGUCCAGCCACCGAAGUAAGCACCUCUCAGUCACUCUCACCCCCACCCUCCAUCCUUAAAGAGGCUCUGAGCAGGACUGUGACACCAGGCUUAUUCCCUGUUCUCUCCAAGGUGGGCCUGGCUGGUCUUCACCUUUCCUCUCAUUACUGGCAUAUCUGCUGUCUGUUGGGGGUUUGCAAUUCCCUCUGCUGGGCAGCCCUGCCUAUGCCAGAGAGUUGGAAGAAGGCCAUCCAUGGUUACGGAUAAAUACUGAGGGUCACAUGCACAGAUGGGCAUGAUCAUAGACGAGUGUGUACACUCAGGGAUACACACGUGUCACACGGGCAUCUCAGACAGUUUGCUCUGUUACCUGUUAAGUCAUUUGCUGGGAUGCACCCUGAAUUAGGAUGAAAACCAAAUCUGACCUUCUCCACUCAGCCCCAACAGGUCUUAGGCCCGGCCUUCCCUUUGUGUGUUUUCCUGUAGCUCCUGCUUUCAUUUUAUAAGGCCACCCUGUCCCCUGCCUACUUGCUUGGGGCCAGAAGGGGGCAGGACUCAGAAACCCUCAUGGUAAACUUUCACUGAGGAAAACGCCUUGCGGCCAAAGAAGAGGUGGAGUUGGGACCCACUAGGAGAUUUGGGUCCCUGUGUGUGGGGGAGUUCUUGCCACCCAGCUGCUCCCAGGUGGCUUGGGGAAAGAUGAAGUGGGAUGACAGAGCCGGCUAGGAGACCUGGCCUGAGCCCUCCCCACAGCCCAGUGGCUUGGUAGAGGCAAAGGCCAUGGAGAGGGCAGGUGACAGCACCAAAGGGGCCAGGCUGAGGCCUGGGUGCACACAUCCAGUGUGCCAGAAGCAGCCUGAGCCUGCCAGGGAGGGGAGGGAAGGACCAUGGGGUCAGGGCUCUGUUGCUGUAACUAUUCGCUCCCAGACUUUGUGCUGAAAGCAACAUUCACACUGUUGUGCGGCUCAUUCUUGUGAAAUACUGCCAUUAUUGCUGAAUAAAGCUGUGUGCUCUUAAUAUAGCCAA